AUGUUACGACGAACAGCAGGCGAGGUCCUUAAAAAGAGUCCCAACGAUGUCGUCGUGCUCUCCGCCGUUCGCAGUCCCAUCGCCCGGGCCUUCAAGGGCGGAUUCAAGGACUCCUACCCAGAGGAGAUUUUGAUGCCGGUAAUGCAAGCCGCCGUGCAACGAGCAAACAUCGAACCAGGCCAAGUCAACGAUGUGAUGAUCGGCAACGUCCUCGCAGAGCUGGGCUUUGCGAAAACAGGUCGCAUGGCGCUGAACGCAGCAGGCUUUCCCAACUCGACAACCUUCCACACCAUCAACAGACAAUGUUCAAGUAGUCUGCAAGCCAUCACGCAUAUCUCGCAUGCCAUUCUCGCAGGCCAGAUUGACGUCGGACUCGGCGGGGGUGUGGAGAGCAUGUCGAGGAAUUAUGCAACGCGCGGAAUCCCCGUGGACGUGUCGCCGACGCUCCGGGAGUCAGAUGUCAAGGAUGCAAGGGACUGUUUGUUGCCCAUGUUGCAGACGUCGGAGAAUGUUGCGUCGCGGUAUGGGAUUAGUCGAAGGGAGCAGGAUGAGUUUGCGGCGGAGAGUCAGCGCCGGGCGAGUGAGGCGCAGAAGUCAGGUCGGUUUAAGGCAGAGAUUGUGCCUGUCACUGUCCGGUCGGUGAGUGUGGGAAUUGAUGAGGAGACUAUUUCGGGUGUGGAGCGGGAUGAGGGUGUUCGGCAUACGGUGACGGCGGAGAAAUUGGCGACUUUGAAGCCAGUGCUGGAGAAUGGGUUCAGUACGGCUGGAAAUUCCUCGCAAAUUUCCGAUGGCGCCUCAAGCACCGUUCUCGCCCGCCGCUCCUGGGCCGAAGCACAGGGUCUCAAACCCAUCGCCCGAUUCGCCGGCACUCAGGUAGCCGGUUGUGCACCGGACGAGAUGGGAAUUGGGCCCAUUUUUGCCAUCCAGAACCUGUACAAGUAUCUGGGCAUUGAAAAUAGGGACAUUGACAUUGUCGAGAUGAACGAGGCCUUUGCGAGCCAGUCGAUCUACUGCCUUCGCGAACUGGGCAUUGAUAUGGACAAGGUGAACCCCAACGGCGGCGCCAUUGCCCUGGGACAUCCCGUCGGAGCAACGGGUGCCCGACAGGUUGCUACUCUUCUCGCGGAGUUGCAACGGUCGGAUAAGGAGAUGGGCAUUGUGAGCAUGUGUGCUAGCACGGGUAUGGGUGUGGCAUCCCUCUUUAUUAGAGAAUAG
Messenger RNA from Penicillium argentinense, 1215 nucleotides. RefSeq names its product thiolase family protein. Gene Ontology annotation, cellular component: peroxisome. Bases 1 to 1215 code for a protein of 404 amino acids. Gene Ontology annotation, molecular function: acetyl-CoA C-acyltransferase activity. Gene Ontology annotation, biological process: fatty acid beta-oxidation; phenylacetate catabolic process. Lineage: Eukaryota; Fungi; Ascomycota; Eurotiomycetes; Eurotiales; Aspergillaceae. The transcript is spliced from 3 exons. The record is from RefSeq and is a predicted model, not a curated record.